AUGGAUCCAGAGGUGAGGGCAGGGUCGGCAAUGGAGGCAAGUGGCAUCUGUGGAUCCAGAGGUGAGCGAGAGGGCGGCAAUGGAGGCGUAGGUGGCGAUGGUGGAUCCAGAGGUGGGGUUAAGAGCGGCAAUGGAGGCGGAGGUGGCGAUGGUGGAUUAAGAGGAGGGGGCACGGGCGGAAAUGGAGGCGGAGGUGGCGAUGGUGGAUUCAGAGAGGUGUGGGCAGGUGCGGCAAUGGAGGUGGAGGUGCCGGUGGUGGAUCCAGAGGUGAGAGCAGGGGCGAAAAUGGAGGCGGAGGUGGCGGUGGUUGAUCCAGAGGUGGGGUCAAGAGCGGCAAUGGAGGCGGAGGUGGUGGCUGUGGAUCCAGAGGUUGUGGCAGGGACGGCAAUGGAGGCAGAGGUGGCGGUGGUGGAUACAGAGGUUAGGGCAGGGGCGACAGUGGAGGCGGAGGUGUCGUUGGUGGAUCUAGAGGUAGUGGCAGGUGCGGCAAUGGAGGCGGAGGCUGUGGAUCCAGUGAGGACAGGCGCGGUAAUGGAGGUUUAG
This is a messenger RNA of Mya arenaria, 543 nucleotides long. RefSeq names its product glycine, alanine and asparagine-rich protein-like. The record is from RefSeq and is a predicted model, not a curated record. The coding region runs from base 1 to 543 and encodes 180 amino acids. The transcript is spliced from 2 exons. NCBI's taxonomy places the organism in Eukaryota, Metazoa, Mollusca, Bivalvia, Myida, Myidae.